Molecule: messenger RNA, 6306 nt
Organism: Brassica rapa (field mustard)
Lineage: Eukaryota; Viridiplantae; Streptophyta; Magnoliopsida; Brassicales; Brassicaceae
Product: stigma-specific STIG1-like protein 2
Source: RefSeq, a predicted model, not a curated record
CAUUUUUACAUUCUCUUUUUUCUUACACAUUCUUACACUUUCUUUCAUCUUACACAUUCUUACAGAUUUUUACAUUCUUUUUUUUCUUACACAUUUUUACACUCUCUUUCUUUUUACACUAUCUUUCCUAUUAUACUUUCACAUUCACUUUCCUCUUACACUCUCACAUUCUCUUUACUUUUUUUAUUUUAUUUUUUCUCAGGACUUUUACUUUUAUUUACACUCUCUUUCUUCUUAUCUUCCUUCUUUUUUCUCCAAUAAAUUAUGUAAAAUAAAAAAAAAGAAAAUUUUGAUAAAAUUGAACAUAAAUAUUAUCGUGUGAUUAAGUAAAUAACAGCUAACAUAAAUGUUAUCAAAAUAUGUAUUAGCUAACAAACAUUGCACUAUCUAACAAGAAUGUAUCUGCUACUUACAAUUAUUUUCUAACAAGUUUAUGCACCGGAGGAAGUCCAAGGAUGAGAACGAAUUUCCUCGGCACGAGAAGUAUCAACAUAGACCAGACGAUGACCUAAGACAAUCAUUUAACUACAGAGAUAACAAAUAAAAAGUAUCAAUUACUACACAAAUAACAAAUCAUUGAUCAGAUAAAAACCAUUUACCAAAAAACAAUUAACUCGCAAAUUACGUAUCAAUCCAAUUUUCAUAUACCAAAUCAAGUUUCAAAUAAUAUACAAGCCAACAAACAAUUUAUCGAUAUCAAACUAUGUAUCAGCUAACAAAACAUGUAACAUUUCCAACAAGUAACAAAUCAAUUAUCAGUUAAUAAACUAUUUCUCAGUUAACAUAUUAACUCACUUAUCAAAUCAUUUAUAAAUUACACAACCCAUAUAUCAAUUAUAGACAAGUCUUUUGUAAUAUCAUACGGAACAUUUAUCAUUAAUUUGUUAUGAAGCUAUGUAUCCGCUAACAUCACAUGUAUCAUGUAACGAAUUAUUUAUCAAAUAGUAAAUCAUUUCGUGAGAAAAAUAUAUCAAGUCAAAACCAUGUUUCAACUAAUUUAUCAGCUAAAAACCAUAUGUGAAAUAGCUAAAAAUAAAAGAAACUUGGUUCGAACACAAAAAUUGGUUUUUACCACAUAGAUUUGUAAUGACGUUGGAGAUAACUAAAAUAAAAGAAACUAAUGAAAAUAUAGUGAAAUUUCAAAGUGAACUGAAUGAGAUUUUUAGAGAUUGACACGAAAAUCUUAUAUUAAAAUUAGAAAACAUAAAAUGUAGUUCGUGUAAGUUAGAGGAGAAGAAAAAAAAUUAGGAAAAAAUAAAAUGAUAAAGAAAUAAGAGAGAAAUAAGAGAGAAAUGAUAAAAAAGAGUUAGUAAAAAACACAUCUAUCUUGUAGACUAACACCGCACUGGCUGACGCACUGUACCGGCUGACCCAGAAGAAAUAGUAGAAGGAAGGGAUAUUUUCGAAAUGAAAAUGAGUUUAGACAAGAGAUGGGUAGUAGUUCCCUAAUAUAGGUUGGUUUUAGGGGUACAUGUGCCAAUGAAACUCAUUUUUUUAUUUUCUUUGUAUUUUUGACCCUAUAACUAACUAAAUGUUAUAUUUUGCCCAUAAUUUUAACUUCUAUGUCUCUCUCCAUUGCAUAGACAACAAUCUAUCUGGUUCUAAUCUUCUUAUGUAUUAUUGUUAAAUUCAAACGGGUCGUAUUUAGAGAUUCUCCGAUUAAAUACAUGCAAAGAAAUAAUUUUCUCCUGGUUUUGAAUAUGACACAACCGAAACAAUUAUGGAUCAUCAUCAUCAUCAUUCUAUUUUGAUGAAUGAAGAAGAAAGUGUAAGUUGUAUUUUAAGGAUGCAAUGCAACGGAAGAACCUGUUGUAACUUUACCAAUAAGGCAAUAAACACGGACUUUUGGUCAACUUCAAUAAAAUUUGUUAGCUAAAAUAAUAGAAGGGUAGUCUAUAAAAUGACCCCUUUGUGUAAAGUGAUAUGAACUCUCUUGUUUGAAACAGCAUCACACAUCGUUUCACAAGUUUCAAUAACAGAUACUACAGCUAAUAAAUAUAAAUCUGUAUGUAUUGAGCUCUCAAUCAAAUGCAAUUAUUAACGUAAAUUAGGCAAGUUAAUUGCGCGUGGCUUAAUACAUAAUGCAACAGAAAAUAUCGUAGAGAAACAGUAGAGUAUCGUAUAGGUCAGGAAAUGACCAAUAGGAAACACAAGGGAAUGGUGUUGACCUUAAUUUCUGACGUAAAGUUUGUACAAAUAACGUUGACCUAUCUCCACGGCUUUCUUAACUAUAAACAAACACUAAAUCUAAUAUUUGCAGACGUCUUUCACCAUUUAAUUUAUUCAAGAAUUUUCUUUAGUGGUUCGAUUUAUUCCCACAAUUCACUAGUUCGGUUUACCAAUGAUAUAAUGACUAAGAUAAUCGUUUCAAAGACUAUAUUAAUUACAUAUCCAUGCAAAAACAUAUGCUUGAUAAUUUGAUAAACCAAGUUAUCAUAUCAGUGGACAUCACGAUUCAAUUUCCACUCUGCAUGCGUUUGAUCAUUGCAUAUAUUGGAUUCUUCCCAAAUGUUAAGUUUUAGCCUAUUAAAUAUAUUUUUUGAACUUUAUAUAACCUAGUAAGUAGUAACUUGGAACAUGUUCCUGCAGACCAAAAGUAAAAGAAAAACAUAUUCCUGCAGAAGACUAAUUAAAUUGACUUUUGAUUUAAGAUAUUUUUAGUAAGGAAAUAUAUUUCCAAUUAGAAAACUUAUUUUUGUCUCGUAUUAACAUUAAGUUGUUACACAUUAAAUCAAAACUCACACAACAAAUCUACUUGACUGAUAUGGACAGAAGGCUGGUAGCGAUGAAGAAAGGAACUUAACCUUGCUAAAAUCGCUCUCAUAUUUCUCAAAAAGAAAACUAUUGUAUAUAUCUUUUGUCAAUGCUUAUUAAGUGUUUUCUAAGUUUCUUGACUUAAUUCAUCUUAAUAUUUUAUUCCUACAAAUUACAAUGUAAAAAUGGCCUUCAAUUAUAUAAACAAUAUAUAGUCCGGUUGAUUGGGCGUAUGAAGGUCGACUUGUAAUAUUCAAGUUAAAGCAAGUGUCUAUUAGAGGAUGUAUAAGUUCAAUUUGCUUAAUUUAGAAAUAUAAACCAGUGGCUCGUGUGGUUUUCACGACAAAUGAAAUUAGAACUUAAAAAUAAAUAAACAAAUAUAACUAAAAUGGACGCCUUUGCUUCUCCUUGCAUCUCGCCCGAAUCGUCUCAGACCGGCACAUGAGGCGAAGCGAUGGAUUCAGUCAUGGUUCGCCACGCAUAUAAACGUAAAGUGUCUAUUUACCCAUCUUUUUUUUUUUGCAAAGCUUCUAACGACUCUGUUCUCCUUGUUUGUAAGCUGGUAUAUAUAUAUAUAUAUAAUUUUUUUUCAUUGACCAAAUACUUCUUUUUGUAACUUGACUAAAUCAGAAAGCCAAUAUAGGUAAAGAACCAAGAUAUAAUCAGAAUCAACAAUUCCAAUGAUAGUUCUUUCUCUUUUUUAUUAACAUGCAUUUAGUUUUCUUUUUUGUUUAGACAUGCAUUUAGUUUAAAACAAGAGAAAUAAGAAAUGAUUGCACAAGCCCAUCAGAAUUAUAGCAACAUAAUACUAAUGCUGUACUACGUUAUUACCAGACUAUGCCUUUGAUUAAAUCACAUAUUACACAUAAGUUUUUACUCCAAUUAACCCUCCUAAUUACCCUCCUAAUUUCAGUUGUAUAAACGCGUAUGUGCACCUCAACGUACGCAUGUGCAUGUCCAUGAAAUAGUAUUCAGCUGAAAGAAAAUAUGAUAAUCAACCCCCCCCCCCCCCCCCCCCCCUCCCCCCCACCACAAAAUAUCGAUCGCUUGAAACCUUUCUUUACCUUUUUCACCACAUUUCACGCGUCAACUCGUCUAGAUCACAGCUAUAAACCCUAAGUCCACCUUCUUCCCAAUUUCUCACAACACAAUUUCUCUCUCUCUCCCUCUAAAUCUCUUUUCUCUCUACAUUCACAUAAACAACAGAAGAAGAAGAAGAAGAAGAACUAUCUCUCGAACCUUAAUUAACUCAGCGAACACACUCAUACGUCAGGAGGAAAUGGUGCAAUUAAUGAAGCUACUCGUGACAAUUGCAUUAACAAUGGCAAUCACAAUCGCUAUCAUCACCACCACGACCACCAGAACCAAUACCACGACAACCGCAACAUUUGCUCUCGAUGAUCCUUUUGAGGACCAUACACCACCAGGAACGGUUAAGACCAGACCGAGUCGGUUCUUGUCAGAAAAGGUCGACAACGGUCAAGGACCUAAAGCCCGUAACCCAAAUGCAGCCGACCAUUGCAACAAGGAGCCAGAGAUCUGCAGCAGCAGCUAUUACAACACGGGAGCAAACUCUACAAUGGUUUGUUGCAACAACAAGUGUAUGGAUUUAUCAACCGACGACAAAAACUGCGGUGCGUGUAAGAACAAAUGCAAGUUCGGGCAAACAUGUUGUCGCGGUCAGUGCGUUUACGUGGCUUACGAUAAACGCCACUGCGGUGAGUGUAACCAUCGUUGCGAACUAGGCGAGUUCUGCGUCUACGGUCUUUGUAACUACGCGUGAUGAUUCAAUCAUUCAUUCACGUCACGCUCACGUAAAAAAAAACUGAUUGAAGUAUACAAUUAUACGGAUAUAAUUUAUUUACAUGGACGCUGAUUAAAAAAAGGUCGGUCCAGUUAAUUAUUUACUUAAUAAUUAAUAAAGUGUUUGUGUGUAUUUUUGGAUUCCCAUAAUGUUUUGAGGGUAUAUAAAAAGAUUAAUUUUCUACUUUAAUGUCUACGAAUAAAAUGGAACAUCCUCGUUUCCAGUCCUGCUGCUGUUUUUAUCAAGUUUUAUAUAAGAGUGUGUAUUAAGAAGAAUAAAAAGAAAAAAGAAAGUCUCCUAUUCUAAAGGCGAUAAAAAAGACGAUAUCGUUUCCACCGCUGCUUGGCCUUCGGUUCCGGCGGCGGCUGGACUUUCUCUCCUCUCUGCUUGUCUUCUCUUUGCUUCUCUCUCUUAGUCUUUCUCUCUGCUGUCGAUAUGUCUGUGAUUCUGGUGGGAUCUCAUUCGCCGGAACCCUAAAUCUACCUCGAGGAGAAAUAGAUCCGGUAGUAAGUGGUGUUUUCUCUGGAGUCUCAACGAGAUAGCAAGGUUUUACUGAGGAAAGGAGUCGGCUUUUAGGGUUUGGCUAUGGCGGAUCUCGUUUUUCCUUUUGUAGAUCUGUCUGUCGCCGAGGCGGUGAAGGCGUGUGGUGGUUGGCUCGUGCUCUCUCCUCUGGUUCUUCAUCUGGUGUGUCUUAUUGGCGAAGUCUCUUCGUUGUGGAGUGGAGUAUGUUAACCUUUUCGGAGUCAUGGCUUGGUGUCUUGUCUCGGGUCCGAGUUGUGUUACUGCUCAGGGGAGAUGACGGUAGAGUACCGUCAGCACGUACACUUGGAUACUUGCUGGUCGUGUGGCCAAGGUCUCUCUGUGGUUUCUGCGUGUGCGUUCUCUGGAGGUUCCAGCUUUUUCUGUCGUCUAUGGCAGAGUGGGUUGUGCCUUCCACGACGCUCUUCACUUGCUAGUCCGCCUCACUUACUAACCCGGGUUGUUGCUCAGUCCAUUUCGGAAAUGGUCUUGAGCUGUUUGGUACCGCUUCAUUGUCUGUUACUUAGCUUCACCAGCAAGGAGUAGCUAUGAAGCGCAAGAAGACCGUGCUAGGUUCUCUAGUUCUCGGGUCAAGGCGUCGGUUGGGGCCAUUGUUUGAGUCGUUCGGUCUUGCUCGACGGGGUGACUUGAUUAGAGUUUAAGCCAUCCCAGUGCUGGGAUUGCCUUUUGGUGAUCUUGGUAGGCUUUUCUCUAUCUUAUUGCAGGUACUAAAGACCCGGUGUGUGGUUUGUCUUCAUUGCAGCUCGUCUUGUUCGGAGGUUCUGAGUUGCUUGAUCUAUUCGUGGUAUUUGGCGCUCUAUUUCCUCCUCAGUCCACGGUUCGGUAAGGUUUCAGUGGCGUUCUUCAAGGUUUGCUAUCUCUUACCUCUUAACCGUUCGAGUCUAGUGCUUCAUGGCCAGUCAAGAUACAUGUUAUGGGGAGAUUAUCAAAAUCUAGCAACUCCAGCGAUGUCACAAGGAGUCCGGCAUCCGAGGCAACGAGGUAAACCCCACCUCUUUGUGGUCAACAUCAACGGUAGAGAACGGGGAUUGAUUUUCUGAGGAUUCCAGAGCAGAUUAGCGGAUGGCGUCGGUUAAGUGGGCGAGCGAAGCUAUUCUUGUAAUGGUUGAUUUAGAGAAAUUUUGGUUGAACCAAACUUGUAUCAAACACUGAAUUCCGGUUUAACCGGUUGAUGAAUAAUAGUAUAUAUUUCAAAAAAAAAAAAAAAA